AUUAGGUAAAGGUCGAGUGGAGCUGAUGGAAACUACUGCAAGUGUUGACUGAUGGUACUCUACUGGCGUGUCCUAGAAUGGCUGAAUGUAUAGAUUCAGAAUGUAAAGUGGCUGAAGCUGAUGAUACUGUUCAAGACCAACAGCACACCUCUGUACAGUGGACUAGUCAUUUCUUUCCUGACUCUACUAAUGGUGAUCUCAAUGUCCACCUGAAGCCGUUAUCAUUCCCAGAAACAACAGUGGACACUUCGUCAUGUUUCAUUGACCCAGACGCAGACUUCCCUAUCCGUUGUUUCCUGUGUUCUCUUGUAUUCAGGCCUGAGCAAUGUACCACCUCACGACCAUCUCCUGAGCUCAUAUCUCCUCACCCCCUCAAGCCAUCGACACUAUUAGUGUCUGUAGAACACUCCACUACACCUCCCUCUGUGUCUAUAUUACCUGGUAGUACGUGUGAGGGGGGCACUGCUCUGAAAUCUUUUCAAAAGCCCCCCAGAGCCAAGCUGACCCCCAGAGACGAGUGGCUACAGCAUCUGUUACUGGAACACAAGAUUGUCAUACACAAUGUACAGGAAAUAUCCAGCUUAAAAUGUUACUCUGACUACUGGCGGAGGAGAUUAGGGGAAACCCCCAUCACUGAGGUAGUCCCUGUCAUUAGGACCAAUGCCCCCGCUAAUCAAAGUGAGCUCGUCUCCGUGACAACAACACAACGUACGGACAUGCCUCGUACAGUGAGCUCUGAAGACUACUACUUAUUCAGCAGUGCCCUCCCUGAGGAGAAGACCCUCAGGCAAUAUCUGCACAAGAAGAAACUGGAGGCGGUCCUGGAGGUCCAGUCAAGAGAGAGGGAGGAUACCUCCUUCUCCAGACGAUGCUUGUUCUGUAGUCAAGUUCUCACUGGCAAUAGGAAGAGCAUCUUUCAGCACAUGUUGGACAGUCAUGGCUUCAAUGUGGGGCAGCCAGACAAUCUAGUUUUUGUGGAAAAUUUUCUGGAUUUGCUUCAGCAAAAGCUUGACAGCCUACAGUGUUUGUACUGCGAGCGUACCUUCCGUGAUAGAGUCACUCUCAAGGAUCACAUGAGGAAGAAAGGCCACAAAAAGAUCAACGCACAGAACAAGAACUACGAUAGAUUCUACAUGAUCAACUAUUUAGAGCUUGGGCUGACGUGGGAGCAGGUCCUGCAGAGACAGGGACACUGGGAUAGUGUCGGGGUCUCAGAGGAGAGUGAGUGGUUGGAGGAGCCCUCCCCACUGGAGGCCUCAGUCCACUGCCUGUUCUGUCUCAGUCCACACUCUACCAUUGAGGAGACACUCAGACAUAUGCAAGACAGUCACAGCUUUGACCUCACUUCUCUAGCCUCUGGGAUGGGGCUGGAUUAUUAUGGACAGAUCAGAAUUGUCAACUACAUCAGGAGACAGGUUCACUCCAGUGCUUGUGUUUGCUGUGGUCAGCACUUCUCAUCUCUGCCGCUCUUGUUGGAUCACAUGACAGCCAGCUCCCACUACAGAUUGCCUAGCAACAGAACAGUAUGGGAUCAGCCACAAUACUUGUUCCCCACGUACGAGAAUGAUUCACUACUCUAUGGACUCAGCGAUGAACUAGUGUGACUUGUGCAUGCUUGUGCUUGUGCUUAUGCUUAUGCUUAUGCUAUGUGUUGUGUUGCGUAUACUCUCAAUUAUUUGCUAUGUCAAUGAUUCACCAAAACUACAAGCAAUGUAAUGAUGAU
Halichondria panicea is the source of this 1723-nucleotide messenger RNA. Its product is annotated as zinc finger protein 277-like. Lineage: Eukaryota; Metazoa; Porifera; Demospongiae; Suberitida; Halichondriidae. The transcript has 8 exons. The record is from RefSeq and is a predicted model, not a curated record. The coding region runs from base 78 to 1604 and encodes 508 amino acids.